Molecule: messenger RNA, 1548 nt
Organism: Balearica regulorum gibbericeps (East African grey crowned-crane)
Lineage: Eukaryota; Metazoa; Chordata; Aves; Gruiformes; Gruidae
Source: RefSeq, a predicted model, not a curated record
AUGGAAAACUUGGAAAUAGCCCGAGGUCAUAUUCCGUGGUGGUGCAGCUCCUGCAGCACGCUUGUUGGAGAUGGCAUCUCCCUUGGGCAGAGCAAGGAACCGCGUGUGGGUCGUUCAGGCUGGCACAGUCACAGGGUUUCUGGCUUCUCCGAUCCCUCCCAGCCUGGGCAGGUCCAGCCUGCUCGGCUGGGCACUAUUCGAAGGAUUAUUAUCGAGAAUCCUGAUCAGGAGAAGCAGUACCAGUUUUCCCAGCACUGUCCGAUUCCCCAGCAAGUGGAUCAGUGCCAUGCUGAGCAGUCCCAGGUCACGUCCCAGUGCCAGCAGACACAGACCAGCAGCCCCUGUGAAAUAAUUCCAGUCUGCGUGAGUGACGACUGCCAAGGAAAUACAGUGAGGAGGGUAACAGUUCAAACCUGUGAACCGGUGAAUUGCUCUCAGGAAAAUAAUGACCAGCUGGACUGCCGCUACUUUGGUGAGCUCCUUGCUGAACUGAAUCGCAAGACCAACGACUUGCACAGUUGUUUACUACAGCAUGUGGAAAAGAUAGGAGGAAGGAAUCAUGACAUUGAAUUCACCUGUCAGACUGAAGAUAUUGAAGAUUUAAUUCCUAAAGGACUGUCUGAGGCAACAAAGCAGCAGAUUCGUUAUCUCCUCCAGAUGAGAGUGACAUCAGACAAAUCUAUGAGACUCGUGCUUUCCACUUUCAAAAAUCUACGUGAAGAGCUUUGCCACCUGCAGGAUGACCUGGGGAAGUUAGAAACUGACAGUGUCUUACUUAAGAAGGAUUUGGCUUUUAAAGAUUCUCAAGUGAAAGAAUACGAAACUAUGUUGACUUCUCUGAGAGAGAACAAUCGUCAGCAGCAGCAAGGACUCAGAGAGAGCACUGCCAAGUGUCGCGCUCUGGAAGAGCAGCUCCUCUCUCUUCGGCUCAGCGAGGGAGAAAAGGAUUGUCAGCUAAAGGAACUGGAGUACUGCAAGCGUGCCUUGGAGCAAGAGAUCCAGAGCCUCAAACUGCAGACCUGCUCCAAUCCCACACUACAGACCACCACAGAUGAACUCUCUAGCCGUUACGUAGAGAUGAUCAAUAACUUGAGAGAGGAUAAAGAUCGUGAGAUUCGCAAUCUUAGGUCUCAGUUAUGCCAAUUCCAGCAAGAUAUAUCCAGGAGAGAAGGAAGUAACAGUGACUUGCAAAUAAGGCUGCAUGAAUUGACAUCGAUGCUGGAGGAGAAAGAUGCUUUUAUUAAACAACAGCAAGAGGACCUCUUCAGAUUGAAGCAUGAGAAAUUAUCAGGCAGUCAGUCCCCUGGUGUCACAGCUAUCAUCACUAAGAAGUACAGGAAUCAGUAUCCUAUUCUGGGUCUUCUGUCUGAUGACUACAAGGUUACAUCACCAGUCAAUAAAUCACAAACUAUUGUCAUUGAGAGGACUGGAGAGAUCUGGAAACAUGUAUCUGGUAACUUCCUGUUCUUGGUUGUUUUCCUAAGAACAAAAAAAGCUGGUUUCCUUGUUGUGGUGUUUACUGGAGACAGCGAACCAUGCCAGCGCUGA